UGUUUCCAAUAUUAGCACAGACUCGGUCUUUUAGAUAUAGAGAGAGAUCAGAUCAUGGUGAGGUAUCCAAUUUCCUUUGAGAAACCAAUUCCAAAGAAAGGAACAUGGACAGCUGAAGAAGAUCACAAGUUGACAGACUAUAUAAGGAAAUAUGGUAUUUGGAAUUGGAAUGAAAUGCCAAAAUAUGCUGGCCUUUCUAGGACUGGGAAGAGUUGCAGACUUCGCUGGAUGAAUUACCUUAGGCCGGAUAUAAAACAUGGAAACUUCACCAAGGAAGAAGAAGAAACCAUACUCAAGUUGCAGAAGAUCAUGGGAAAUAGUUGGGCUGAAAUCGCAAAAAAAUUGCCAAAAAGAACAGACAACGAAAUCAAAAACCUGUGGAACACACGCCUGAAGAAGCGGGCGAUGGAGAAGUUAACUGUUGAUGAUCAUGAAGCCAAGCAGGAGAAAAAUUCAGCUGAACAACAUACUACCUCAUCCCCGGAUACCGCACUGUAUUCACUUGAAGAUACUUUAUCUCCUGAUAUGGUGUUGCACUCUUCACCAUCACUGCAAGACUUCCCAGUUGGAGCUAACGCUAAUGAUUGUGCUGUACAGGAAACAAAUGAUAUUAUCAAAGAGGAAAAUUCAGGUUUACUUGAGAUAUAUUGGGAUGAAAUCCAAGAUUUGUGGGAGCAGCCAGUAGAGGAUUCUCAGAUGACCAUAAUCAAUGAGAAUUUCAUGACAGCAACUUCUCAGUUGUGGCUCUAUGAAUCCACGAACUUGUGUGAUUCCAACUAUGCUGCCUAUCCCGUUGAUGAUUUUUGGGUCAGUUCAUCAAUUUAGGGCAAAAAGUACUAUCUGAUGAUGAUCCUGCUAUAUCAUGCUUGUUUCUCAAUAUAUGUAUCAUGCUUGAUUAGCAUAUAACUCUCAAUAAAUAGAGAGUCUCCUGCCACAGUUCAAAUUGCAUAAACAUUUUCGUUCUCG
Molecule: messenger RNA, 966 nt
Organism: Rubroshorea leprosula
Lineage: Eukaryota; Viridiplantae; Streptophyta; Magnoliopsida; Malvales; Dipterocarpaceae
Source: the annotation of a GenBank genome assembly